AUGUCAUUGGGAGGAAAUGGAGGGAGUGCAAAUAUAUUGUGUUAACAAACUUUUCUCUGUAAUAAUGAAGUGUAACACAAACAUAAUUUUGCCAAUUGAGACAUAUACGGAUCACCCCCAAAGCUUGUAAUCAGUAAGAAACAAGAAAAAGUAAAUCCAAAUUUUCCUUUUUACUAAUUCUAAGUAAAAAAAAAAAAAGGCAAAGGCAAAAAAAAAGAAAGAGAAAUGAGUAGUGCAGAAUCAGAACUUCUUACCAUCAAUCCUCUUGAGCUCAAAUUUGCAUUUGAGCUGAAGAAACAGAUAUCAUGUUCCCUUCAAUUAUCAAAUAAAACUGAAAAUCAUGUUGCCUUUAAGGUUAAAACUACGAAUCCGAAAAAAUAUUGUGUUCGUCCGAAUACAGGCAUUGUUUCGCCUCGAUCCACGUGUGAUGUCGUCGUAACGAUGCAAGCACAGAAGGAGGCUCCAGCUGACAUGCAAUGCAAGGACAAGUUUCUACUUCAGAGCGUCGUUGCAAGUGCUGUUACCAGUCCGAAAGACAUCACCCAAGAAAUGUUCAAUAAGGAGCCUGGACGCGUUGUGGAAGAGUGCAAAUUGAGAGUGGUUUAUCUUCCUCCGCCACAACCACCAUCUCCAGUGGCCGAAGGAUCAGAAGAAGGUUCUUCACCGAGACAGUCCUCGACAGAGAACGAUACUCAAAAUGGUUCCGAGCUCAUGAGAACAUUCCUUGAAACUCCUGACAAAUCUUCAGAGGCAAAGUCGGCUAUUUACAGAUUGACGGAGGAGAAAGCUGGUGCUCUACAUCAGAGCAACAGACUUCGUCAAGAAUUGGAACUUCUGAGGCGCGAUAUCAGCAAAAGUCGCAGCAGUGGUGGUGUUUCCUUCACGUUUGUCAUCGUCGUCGGCUUGAUUGGUGUAGCUUUGGGCUACUAUCUCAAAAGUACAUGAACAAUCAAUCAAAGAUAUUCAACUAAACUAGUUGUUUCUCAACCUCAUAGAAGCAUAGAAGAGAAAAAAGAGGCUAGCCAAGUGACAAACAAUAGUGAUUGUCUUAGUUUUAGUUGCACUCUUUAGUAACCAAAGGAUUAUGGAUGAUAAUUCUAGCUUGAAUUUUUUUAUUUU
This is a messenger RNA of Capsicum annuum, 1119 nucleotides long. Its product is annotated as vesicle-associated protein 1-2-like. Gene Ontology annotation, cellular component: endoplasmic reticulum membrane; plasma membrane. Gene Ontology annotation, biological process: endoplasmic reticulum membrane organization. The record is from RefSeq and is a predicted model, not a curated record. The coding region runs from base 226 to 945 and encodes 239 amino acids. The transcript has 8 exons. NCBI's taxonomy places the organism in Eukaryota, Viridiplantae, Streptophyta, Magnoliopsida, Solanales, Solanaceae.